Messenger RNA from Oncorhynchus mykiss (rainbow trout), 3218 nucleotides. The record is from RefSeq and is a predicted model, not a curated record. NCBI's taxonomy places the organism in Eukaryota, Metazoa, Chordata, Actinopteri, Salmoniformes, Salmonidae.
UCUGUACUUCUUCUGUAUUACUCUGACUUGUGUGAUAAGUUUGUCUCUCCUCAUUUGAUAAUACAAACAUAACCACCACACGUCACCAACUCCAGUCAGCAGAUGGCGAUGUGAGUUUUUCCAGGUGAUGCUUCUUGCGUGACGCAUAAUCUAGUGGACCGGACUGGAGGCUUCUUCAACAGCGACAGAGCCUACUGAUUCACACCACGCAGUGGUUUGCUAGCGAACAUAAAACCGAAACAUUAAAGAUCUUUAGACCAAUCUUGUUUAUAUUACUCUUAGUGUUUAGAACACAAUUAUAUUUACGUUUCUACUAGUUCAUUUAAACGUAAUUUGCUUGUUAAAUUAGCAAAUGUGUUAAAUUGAUACUGCACUAGGCUAAUCGCCCGGAGCAUUAGGUCACUUAGCAAGACGGAGAAAGAAGCUCUGGUGAAAGGAGAGGAAGAAGCUUUCAGAAUGAAAAAUGAUGAAGAUGAGGCUAUUACAUUGAAAAAAGAGAAUGGAUUGAAAGAAGAGCCCUUUGGAGUGAAAGAAGAAGAGGAGGCUAUCUCUAUAAAGGAGGAGGAGGAAGACGUUUUGGGAGUGAAAGAGGAGACUGAAGAUCCGAUUACCACCAGAGAGACACAUGACUAUCGUGGAUCCUCUGGGGAGACUCAACAACAUCCUGAUGCUGACGAGGAAGAGAAGAGUCUCUCCAGAUCAGAACACCAGAUGGACAACGCUAGCCCUUCCUCUCUCCCGGAGUCCCCGUGUCGUGCCUCUCCCGGUAGCACCUUACUGCUGGGUAUGAAGAGGUUGUCUGUGCUGCUGGCGGACUGCAGGAAAACAACGGGGCUGAGUGGAACUGUGAGAGGAGGAGAAGAGAAGAAAGGAUCAGAUUUGACUCAUCAAAGAGAAAGACCAGACUCAGAGGAACCAGAGACGUCCAAAACGGCAAAACAACACGACUGCUCCCACUGUGGAAAGACUUUUACAGAGUUAGGCAACAUGAAAAGGCAUGAAAGGACACACACAGGUGAGAAGCCUCAUCAUUGCUCUCACUGUGGAAAGACUUUUACUGAGUUAUGGAGCCUGAAAACACAUGAGAGAAUACACACAGGGGAGAAGCUGUACUACUGCUCCCAGUGUGGAAAGAGUUUUACCCGGUCAGGGCACAUGAAAGAACAUAAGAGAACACACACAGGGGAGAAGCCUUACCUCUGUUCCCAGUGUGGAAAGAGUUUUACCCACUUAUGUAACCUGAAAACACAUGAGAGAUUACACACAGGGGAAAAGCCUUACCACUGCUCCCAGUGUGGAAAGAAUUUUACCCGGUCAGGGCACAUGAAAGAACACAAGAGAAUGCACACAUUGGAGAAGCCUUACCUCUGUUCCCAAUGUGGAAAGAGUUUUACCCACUUAUGUAACCUGAAAACACAUGAGAGGUUACACACCGUGGAGAAGGAUUAUGAAUGCUCUCCGUGUGGUUUGAGUUUUACCACUUUAGGGUACCUGAAAUCACAUGAGCGAACACACACAAGAGAGAAGCCUUUCCACUGCUCACAGUGCAGAGAGAUUUUCACCCAUUUAGGGAGCCUGAAAAGGCAUGAAAGGACACACACAGUUGAGAAGCCUCAUCAUUGCUCUCACUGUGGAAAGACUUUUACCCAGUUAGGGAGCCUGAAAAGACAUGAGAGAAUACACACAGGGGAAAAGCCUCAUCACUGCACUCACUGUGGGAAGACUUUUACCCAGUUGGGGGGCCUGAAAACGCAUGAGAGAAUACACACAGGGGAGAAGCCUUACUGCUGCUCCCAGUGUGGAAAGAGUUUUGCCCGGUCAGAGCACAUGAAAGAACAUAAGAGAACACACACAGGGGAGAAGCCUUAUUGCUGCUUCCAGUGUGGAAAGAGUUUUACCUACUUAUGUAACCUGAAAACACACGAGAGAAUACACACAGGGGAGAAGCCUUACCACUGCUCCCAGUGUGGAAAGGGUUUUAACCAGUUAGGGGUCCUGAAACGACAUGAGAGAAAACACACAGGAGAUAAGGAUGUAGGAUGUUGAACUGUAGAACAUUGGACGGAUAUAGGACAGAUGCUGGCUGAACAGUAGGAUAUAGGACAGAUAUAGCCUCUGAACAGUAGGAUAUAGGACAGAUGCUGGCUGAACAGUAGGAUAUAGGACAGAUAUAGCCUCUGAACAGUCUGUUCUCCAUGCUUAAUGUAUUAUAGUGGAUUUGUUUGACUUCACAAAAUACAUUUCCAUUUAAAUGGGCUAAGUCUAAAUGGGCUAAGUCUAAAUGGGCUAAGUCUAAAUGGGCUAAGUCUAAAUGGGCUAAGUCUACUGUAUUUUGUAUAUCGUACUUUGCUCUCAUUUUGAGAGAAAUAAAAUCCAGUUCGAUUCCCAACUCAGUAACUCAGAUCAGCUUAAAUAUUGAACAUAGAUUGUAUCUCAGUCCUUGGGGGAAGAUAGAUUGUAUCUCAGUCCUUGGGGGAAGAUCAGCUUUAAUAUUGAACAUAGAUUGUUGAUUCCAUCAAUGUAAUUGUCUGCAUCAUUUCCAAUUUUGUAAAUGAACAAAAAUAUAAGCACAAAAUGCAUUGAUUUCUAAGAUUUGACUGAUUUACAGAAAAAAGUCAAUUUAAAUAAAUUAUUUAGGCCUUUAAUCUAUGGUUUUUACAUGACUGGGAAUAGUGCUAUGCAUCUGUUGGUCAACGAUACCUUAAGAAAAAGGUAGGGGUAUGGAUCAGAAAACCAGUCAGUAUUUGAUGUGGCCACCAUUUGCCUUGAGUUGAUCAGGCUUUUGAUUGUGGCCUGUGGAAUGUUGUCCCACUCCUCUUCAAUGGCUGUACAAAGUUGCUGCAUAUUAGCUAGAACUGGAAAACACUGUCGUACACAUCAAUGCAGAGCAUCCCAAACAUGCUCAAUGGGUGACAUGUCUGGUGAGUAUGCAGGCCAUGGAAGAACUGGGACAUUUUUCAGCUUCCAGGAAUUGUGUCCAGAUCGUUCUGACAUGGGGCCGUGCAUUAUCAUGCUGAAACAUGAGGAUGAAUGGCACGACAAUGGGCCUCAGGAUCUCGUCACGGUAUCUCUGUGCGUUCAAAUUGCCAACGAUAGAAUCCAAUUGUGUUCGUUGUCCGUAGCUUAUGCCUGCCUAUACCUUAACCCCACCACCACCAUGGGACACUCUGUUCACAACGUUGACAUCAGCAAACCGCUCGCUCACACAACGCCAUACA